This is a messenger RNA of Rhinichthys klamathensis goyatoka, 1919 nucleotides long. RefSeq names its product arylsulfatase G (gene arsg). Gene Ontology annotation, molecular function: arylsulfatase activity. Bases 1 to 1578 code for a protein of 525 amino acids. The transcript has 11 exons. The record is from RefSeq and is a predicted model, not a curated record. Lineage: Eukaryota; Metazoa; Chordata; Actinopteri; Cypriniformes; Leuciscidae.
AUGGCACAGUUUGGAUUAUGUGCACUGCUCCUGUUCUCUGGACUGGUUCAUCAUAUCAAAAGCCAUAUUAGAAAGGAGGACAAAACUGGUGAGAAGGAACAACCCAAUUUCAUCAUUAUCUUAGCCGAUGAUAUUGGGUGGGGUGACCUCUGGGUGAACAGGCCUGAUAUCUUCACACCAACACCCUGGCUGGACUCAUUAAUGCUGAAGGGCAAAAGAUUCACAGACUUCCACUCUCCUGCCUCCACGUGCUCACCGUCACGCGCUGCCCUCCUGACCGGCAGACACGGGCUGCGCAAUGGGGUCACUCAUAAUUUUGCAGUGCGGUCAGUCGCGGGAAUGCCACUCAAUGAGACAACAUUUGCUCAGCUCCUGCAUGAGGCAGGUUAUUAUACAGCAAUGAUCGGAAAAUGGCACCUUGGACACAAUGGUUCCUACAAUCCUGUUCAUAGAGGUUUUGACUAUUACUUCGGUAUUCCUUAUAGUAAUGACAUGGGCUGCACUGAUGAACCAGGCCUCGACCUUCCCAGCUGCCCUCCAUGCAUCAUUAAUCAAUAUACUACCAGGAAGCAUGAAGGAUGCUACACUCAAGUGGCACUACCUCUGUUUGAAAAUGAGACAAUAAUUGAACAACCUUUGGAGACAUGGAGCCUUAAAGACAGAUAUGCCAGAGUGGCAGUCGAGCAGAUAUUUACAGCCAGCAUUUCUAAGCAGCAGCCGUUCCUGCUGUAUGUGGCUCUUGCUCACAUGCAUGUCCCACUGUUCCAUAACACCUUCCUAAACGUUACGACGCAAGAUCCUUACACAGCCAGCCUCAGUGACAUGGACUCAUUGGUGGGGACAAUCAUGCAGGCGGUCAGCACUGAGCAGCUGGAAAACACAUUGAUAUGGUUCACUGGUGACAAUGGCCCGUGGGAGCAGAAAUGCCAGUUUGCUGGGCAUGUUGGGCCUUUUGUUGGAAGAUGGCAGACGAGCAGAGGUGGUGGCUCAGCCAAGAGAACCACAUGGGAAGGAGGUCAUAGAGUUCCCACAGUGGUCACAUGGCCAAAAAAGAUCAAACCCAACAGCACCAGCAGUGCCCUGCUGAGUGGUCUGGAUAUCUUCCCAACCAUCCUCUCCCUGGCCGGUGUGAAACCACCAUCGGAUCGACGCUAUGACGGCAUUGAUAUAACAUACAUUCUGCUCAACGACUCUGACGAAGGGCAUAGGAGUCUCAUGCAUCCAAACAGCGGCGCUGCAGGACAGUUCGGGGACCUUCAAACCGUCAGGCUGAAACAUCACAAGGCUUUUUACAUCACAGGUGGAUCAGUGGCGUGUGGCGGAGGAAGUGGACAACAGCAGUAUCACGACCCCCCUCUGAUAUUUGACCUCUCUCAGGACGAGGCAGAAGAGACCCCUCUGAACCCCGAGAGUGAAGAGUACAGAUCUGUCCUGAAGGAAGUGGAGAGAGAGAGGGAGGCUCUGCUAUGGGACAUCGCCACAGACAGGGUAUCUUCGGCUGACUACACCAUGAUUCCGUCUGCAGUCCCCUGCUGUCAGCCAAACCACCCUGCCUGCCGAUGUCACAGCCUGAAAUGAGGUCAGUUGACAGCCUUGAACUCAGCACUGUUUGUCAGUGUGUUUGAUCCUAUCAACAUAUUGAAAGCACUGUCAUUUUAUACACUGAGAAGAGCAUAGUUCAAAUAUUGAGUGCAAUUUCCCAGAAAACUACACUACUUUACUAAGAAUAUGCUGAUGUGUAAAGUUGAGUCUGGGGAACAGGAAACUAUAGAUGUGCAAGAUGUUUUAAUACUUUUGUAUCCUGCCGUUUCAUGAUGAGCUAGACCAAGAAUUUUCAAAUCAGGGUCUGAAGUCCCCCAGGGGCCUGUAAGGGGGCACUUGGGGGUCCUUUUUAACACAGAUACCGGUACUGAUUUUUA